This is a messenger RNA of Gasterosteus aculeatus aculeatus (three-spined stickleback), 1624 nucleotides long. RefSeq names its product putative methyltransferase DDB_G0268948. The record is from RefSeq and is a predicted model, not a curated record. NCBI's taxonomy places the organism in Eukaryota, Metazoa, Chordata, Actinopteri, Perciformes, Gasterosteidae. Gene Ontology annotation, molecular function: S-adenosylmethionine-dependent methyltransferase activity.
GUGUGAGAGUGCAGGCAGGCAACAGCAGCAGGAAAAGAAGCAACUCGGAAAGAGUGAGCCACAGGUUAAAGAAGCUAAAAGUAAGGAAACAACAUAAAAGGCAAAGCAGAAGGGAACGACGGACAAAGGAAACUGCUUUGGUGCAGAGGUCUGAGAGGGCAAAAUUGAGCAGCAGCACUGGUAGAGAAGAUCAAAAAAAAUACCAUGACUUACCGACUGUUUGAGGGGAAGGAUCAUGCCUUCUCUUACCAAAAGUAUCGCUUCACACCUCCAGACGAGCUCAAGAGCAUCAUUCUUCAAUACCUCUGCAAAAAGAAGGCCGAGCCGCAUGUGCUGGCCGUGGAUCUGGGAUGUGGUACGGGUCAGAACUCGCGUCUACUGGCGCCGCACUUCCAGGAAGUGGUGGGCAUCGACAUCAGUGACGGUCAACUGGAGGAGGCCAGAGCCGUGCCGGGGUAUCCGAACGUCACGUACAGGAAGGGAACCGCAGAGGAGCUUCCUUUCCCAGACUGCUCUGUCGACCUGCUGGCAGCAGCGUCGGCGGCCCACUGGUUCGAUCAGUCGAGGUUCCUGGCCGAGGCGAGUCGGGUUCUGAAACCCGGGGGAUGCGUGGCUCUGCUGGGUUUCACUGACUCUGGCACCAGGUUUCACUACCAGGGCUGUGGAGAAAGACUCAAUCACAUGUAUGAAGAGGUGAAGCAGGUGCUGCUGCCAUUCACUAGCAAUCGAGUAGCUGUAGCUGAGGGUAAGCUGGAGGAGCUCUACACUGCCAUCCCCUUUCCUGAUAAAGAGAGGAUUGAGGGUGUUAAGGUGAAGUCGUCAAUCUCGGUCAGGAACCUGGUGGGCUUCAUUGAGACUUGGUCCAUGUUCCAAGGUUUCAAAAAGAAAGAUCCUGAGGCUGCUGGCGAACUGCUGCUUACGACUCAAAAGAGGUUUUUGGAGGCGAUGGGAGUCAUGUCCCCUGACACUGAAAUGGAGCAGGAGAUGGAAUAUUACUGCAUCCUAACAUCAAAACCAGCACAAUCAGCAUCCAGGGUUCCCGCGGGUCCUUAAAAAGUCUUAAAAUGUCUUAAAUUUCACGUAAAGUGAAGGUAUUAGGUAUUCAUUUUUUUGCCGGUGCGCUUAAUGGCGACGAGAAAGCACAGUGGCGCAUCGUAAAACAUCUAAUAGUUGAUUAAUUUUAGUAUUGUGCGAAAUGAGUCUCCGCAAUUGAAUAGCUGUUUGCGGUCCGUCGGCUACAGGCGCUGACGUCAGGCUGCGUGUCGCCAUUACGCGGUUGUCGAUGUGAGGUUGAAAAUGCAAAGAAGAUGGGGCAAAUUUAACGACAAGUGGAUCGAAGAGGAUGGUUGGCGAGGUGGUUGGCGCCGGUUGAAAACGUUUUGAUUUCCAUUGCAAGAGGCAAUAAAUUGCGUAUUCCAAAGAAACUGAGAUUUUUGGGUCUUAAAAAGCAUUAAAUUUUACUUUUGAAAUGGUGCAAGAACCCUGCCAUCGUAGAAUUGGGUGCUUGUUUUAAUAGAGAGUUUAUGAGUCUUGCCCGCUGCAAUCUGCAACUCAUUAACUUGAAAACUGUCAAUUAUUGAAUGUGUGUUGAGCGUGGAAAUAAACCCUUUUUUCCUGAAUACAA